AUGGCCACCAACCCCCAGCCCCCGCCGCCCCCGCCGCCGCCCCCUCAGCAGCCGCCGCCGCUGCCGGGGGCCGGGGCCGGCGCGGGGGGCGGCGCGGCCGAGCCCGAGCUGGUCUCCAUGAUCGUUAACCACCUCAAGAGCCAGGGGCUCUUCGACCAGUUCCGCCGCGACUGCUUGGCCGACGUGGACACCAAGCCUGCCUACCAGAAUUUGAGACAGCGCGUUGACAACUUUGUUUCCAAUCAUUUGGCCACUCAUACCUGGAGUCCUCAUCUUAACAAGAACCAGUUGAGAAAUAACAUUAGACAGCAGGUUCUCAAGUCUGGAAUGUUGGAAUCAGGAAUUGACAGAAUUAUUUCUCAGGUUGUGGACCCAAAGAUCAACCACACAUUCAGACCUCAGGUGGAAAAAGCUGUCCAUGAAUUUUUAGCCACAUUGAAUCACAAAGAGGAGGCAGGCCCCAGUACAUCUCCAAGUGAGGAGAAACCAGAUGCUUCUGUUACAGUACAAGGUGUCUCUGCUACAGCUCCAAGUGCUAAUGUAGCUAGUGAUGCAAUGUCCAUUUUGGAAACAAUAACUUCUCUUAACCAAGAAGCAAGUGCUGCCAGGGCUUCAACAGAGACCUCAAAUCCCAAGAACAGUGACAAAGUUGGGAAAAAACUCUCAUCUCAGCAGAGUGUGGAUGGUAGCACUGAGAAAGAAAGAAAUGCAGAGGACUUGCCAGACAGAGAGAAAGGAAUUUGUGACCUUUCUGGAGAAGGGGCUGAAACGCUUGUAAAGUGUGAAGAUUUAAAUGAGCUUCCCUGCCAAAGUGAAGAAGUGAAAAAUUCAGCAAGGGAUACUAAUACUUUGACUUUUACAAGUAAAGAUAUUCAACAGGAAAUUGAAGAUGUGAAGAGUAAAUUAUUGGAUAAAUCUGACAAGAAACCAGAGAGCAAUGAAAAAAGUGAAAGAAAAAAAGAAAAGAAGGAAAAGCUUGACAAGAAGUCUGAUCAUUCAAAGAAAAGCGAUGAUACUGCAAAGGCAAAAGAGGAAAAGCAAGCAAAAGAGUCAGAGCCAAUGAAACAGUUAGUUCCAGAAAAAAAUAGCAAUAAACAUAAAACAGCUGAAAGCACUAAAGAAGAAAAUAUGUUAAUAGAUUCAGAUACGGAUGUGCUCAGUGACAUCACGGUCAGCUCUGUCCAUACCAGUGACCUUUCUUCCUUUGAAGAGGAAAGUGAAGAGGAGCCUGUAAUUUCUGACAGUACUGAAGAGGGGGAGAUCACAUCAGAUGAAGAGGAGAAGAGCAGUCAAAGUAAGACGAAACCCCACGCAAAUGAGCUGAGUGAUGGCAAGGCCAAGCCUGUUCGCCAUGCUUAUGUCCGCAAGCCUUUCCUGUACUCCAAAUACUUCAGUGAUUCUGACGACGAGCGAACUGUGGAGCAGCGCCGUCAGUCCAUUGCCAAAGAAAAAGAAGAGAGACUGCUUAGAAGACGAAUUAACAGAGAGAGACUUGAAGAAAAACGUAAACAGAAAGCUGCAGAAAAGACAAAAUCUGUAAAAACUGGAAAUCAGAAUGCUAAAGGAAAAAGUGGCUUACAAUUAGAAGAACCUUCGUCAAAAAGUCUAGAGUCAAAAACUACUGGUACUAGCAUUAAGGAUGUGCUUAAAGAACAGAAAUUUUUGGAAAAAAAAGUGGCCCUGAGCAGAAAAAGAAAAAGAGAUUCAAGGCAUGCUGAAGAUAGCUGCAGAAAGAAAAAUGAGCCAUCUGAAGAAGAUUCUAAAGAAAUACAAAAGACAAAUGAGACUUGUGAAAAAAAUUCUUCCAAAGAAUUGAAGCACAAUCAUGGAAAAAACGAAAUUUCUAAACAACUUAGAAGGCUUUCAGAGUGGGGGCAUUCAGCUGAGGAAAACAAAAGUGAUUCUAAAGCAGAAAAAGAGCAUAAAAGAAAAACCUCCACUUCUCUUCAGGCUGAAGGAGCUCAGCAGGACAGUGAAACAAGGGAUCCAAAAAAACAACUGGAUAAAGGAGAAGUCAAUACUGAAGAACCGCAGAAGCAGAAAUCUAUAUCUAAGAAUGAAAAAACACCUAAAAAAGAUAUUGACACAGAAAUUCAACAUAUGAGAAAUUCUGCCAAAAAAGAAGCUAAGUCUUACAGAGAUAAAAAUGAAAAGGAAAGAACUGCUUUAGAAGAUAAGCUUUCAUUAAAGCACAAAUAUAAAGGAGAUGGUAUUCACAAGUCAGGUGAAGAUGUUGAACUUCAUUCAUUUGAGCGAAGUUCGAAAGGAGAGGAUGGUGGCCAGAAACAUAAUCAACAAAUAAAGAUUUCCUCAGAUGACAAAAGUGAAAGAAAAGUACACCGAAGUGAACGGAAAGUAUCAGUAACAGGAAAAGAUGGGAAGAACCCUCCUGAGUCAACCUUAAAAGCUGAAGAAUUGCUGCGGAAAGAAAAAAAAGACAGACAUCUCUCAACAGAGAAACCAAGAGCAGAAUGCAAGACCAAAAGGUCCUUGAGUGAUUCUAAGCCACAGAAGGAUUCCCUAAGUGCCUCAAAGCAGCCUGGUUCAGUGUCACACAGAAGGAGUGAAGCUACUCAGAAGAUACAUGAAAUAGAAUCAACUAACUCUGAUAGUAAUGUAAAACUUGAAGACAGUGUUCAUAAAGAUAGACGAAGAUCUAAGAGCCUUGCAGAAGACAAGAUUUUGUUAAAGUCCAAGUCAAAGAGUCAUAGUAAACAGUUCAAAGCAUCUGAAACAGAUCAGGAAUUAACAAAACAAGACACUGCACAGAAACUAGACAAAGAUAAGAGCCUGGAAGACAAUGAUUCAGAUAAACAACACAAAUCCAGGAAUGAAGAUAAAGGUUUGGAGGAGAGUGGUGCUGACUUUCAGCUUGCAAGUGGCUCACAGUCAACUCAGGGAUCAAAAGACUUCGGUCACAGAGUUAAGCUACAUUCUGGAGAAAAAGGGGCUGUAAAAGAGAAACACAGAGGUGAUAAAGAUUUAAGAUUCAAACUAGAAAGAAAGUUCUCUGGUGAAGGUCACAAAAGCAGAAGUUUAAAGCACAACAACAAGGAAUAAAGAAGGAAGGAAGAGAGCAUCAAAUGAGAUAAAGAUACUAAAGAAAUGGAUAGUGGACAUGAAAGAUUAUCUAAUGUCACAAUGGCAGUGGAUAAAAAAAGCAAGAAGGUUUCCUCUGAAAAUAGAAAAGGCAGCAUAUCAAACCAAGAUAUACUUAAGGAGGAAAAGCAAUCAGCUAGCACAACUGAAAGCAGACAGGUUCCAGCUCCAAAGGCAACUGUGAAUAAUGAUGACUUGCAUGCUGGUCAUGAGGAAGGGCUGAUGGAACUUGAUUUGAAAAAAACAAAAGCACAGGAAGCAUCUAACAUUGAUGGAAAAAAUAUUCAAAACUCUCUUCAAGCCACAGAUGCCAAGUGUACAGUAAAACAAAAAGGAUCUCGUUCUAUUUCAAAUAAAGAGUUAAAACACAGCUUGACAGAUCCUGAAGCCUGUGAAAAAACUGUUGAACAAGAAGAUACUUCUAAUAAACAAGUUGGUGCCUUAGACCCUUUGUCCAAAACUUCCAUGGCUCAAGGAUCCAGUAAACAAGGGACUUAUAAAACGAGUGCUCUGUAUGAGACAAGUGGUAGAACUGUAAAGAAUGUAUCCAGUAAGGAUCAGACUUCAAAAGAUAGCAGAAGACCAAAGAUAAAAACUGUGAUAAAUUCUAAUUCAGAUGAUGUUCCUUUAGCAAUUAAUUCUUCAAGAGAAGAUGCUGCUGAUGCAAAGUCCAUGGAUGUGGAUAUCUCAGAUUUUACAGAUUCUUUAGGUACCAUGUCUAAAGAAUGCCACAAUUCAGAUGGGACUUCCUUGUUGAAAGAUGCUUUCCUUUCGAAGAAUGAUGCAGCACAGGUUGUAUACAUGGAGCAGGAUAGUGCAGUGCCAAGUUCUGUCAUGAAAGAUGAUGGUGACAUCACUGUCAUGGCAAACAGUACAGGAAAAGUUAAUGAGGUGUCCCAGCCUGAUGAACAGGCAGUGGAAGACACUGCAGCUGGGUUAUGUAGGCGAGAUUACAGUGAAGCAGCAAAGUCAGAAAGCUCUCAAGAUAAGCAGCUAAAAAGAAAAGAGGAAAGCUUGAUGUCUGACAUAACUGAGGAUCGUGGAGGUGUAACAUCAAAAGAACUUAAACCAAGAAGAAAAGGAAGAGAAUGCUUGAACGUAGCCCUUUCCACAAGGAGAAGAAGCACAAUGAUGGAUAGUGUGGAAAACAGCAAGGUGCAUGACGCUGAUGAUAUGAUCCAGUCUUCCUCUGUUUUAGUGCCUGAAGGAGUUCCUGAGGAAGGUUUCAAAGACUCUAUUAUAACUAAUGGGCAAGAAGGGACUGAUGUGGUUGGCAUGGAAGACAAAAAUGGAAGUAAUGCUGUAGGUACCAGUGCAGGCAGUAGUAAACCUAGUUCGUUGUACAGCAGCCUACAAAAAACUCCAGCCAGUAUGAUAGGAACUAGCACAGAAAAGAUCAUUGAGAGCACUGCAAUGGCAACUAGUACAGGAGGAGAAAGAGCUGAGGGUGCAUCACAUUCUGGAAAGGACAGUGAUGCUACAACCACUUGUUCAGAAGGUGAGGUGACAGUAAUCUGCACAAGCAUAGAAGCUGAUGAAGGUUUCACAACAGGCAUAUGGGUAAAGCAUAGUGAGGGCUGCAGUUCGGUCACAGGAGCAGAUACUGGUGACUGUACUGUUGCAGCAGCUGAAGAAGGUGGCAGUGUUGUCACUGAAGGAUUAGCAGAAAGUGAAAGCUUCCUGACAAGCACAGAAGGAGAAGAAAAUGGUGACUGUACCAUGGUUGAUGCAGAAGAAGGUGGUAAGGAUUCUGUGAACCCAAGUGGAGUGGAAAUUGAAGACAGUGUGAAUAGUGCUGGGACAGAAGAAAAAGAUGAUGCUGUGACUAGUGCAGGCUCUGAAGAAAAGCAAAAGACCUCAUCUUGUGUAGAUACAGGCAAAUUUGAAAGUUCUGUGUCCUGCCUAGGUGAAAUGGAGAGCGAUGGAGCUGUAACUAGUGCAGGGACAGAAACAGGUGAAGGGUCAACCAGUGGUGACAGCUCAGGUGAAUUUAGAGGCAAUGUGACAGCUGGCCAAGUGAAAGAACAUGAAGGUACUGUGACUUGCACAGGUGCAGAAGAAAGAGGUCAUAACUUCAUCAUCUGCUCUGUGACUGGUACAGAUAGCCAAGGAGAAAACGCCGUAACUGGUGCAUGUAUUGCAGUGGUCACAAACAACAGUGCCACGCCUGGAACUAGUGGUGACAAGUCUGAGGAUACUGUCAAUGGUGAAAGUGCAGUGACCAGCACGGGCAUAACCCCAGAAGAUGAUGCUGAAAUUUCAGCAGUCUGCACAGGGCUAGAAGACAGCAAUGAGGGAUUUGUAGUUUGUUUAGAAGCUGAAAAAUGUGAAAGUCUAAUGGACAGUACAAGGGCAAAAGAAGAAACCAGUAUCACUACAGUCAGUGUAGGUCUGUGUGAUGAUGAAGGUUUUGUGACUAGUACAGGCUCAAAAGAAGAGGAUGAAGAAGGUGAGGACAUUGUAACCAGUACAGGAAGAGGAAAUGAAAAAAGUGAACAUGCUUCUACUUGUACAGGAGUGGAAAGUGAAAGUGCGCUAAUUUGUAUAGGUGCAGAAGAAGGUGAAAGUUCCAUUAUCUGCAUAGUUGCUGAACAAAUGGAAGCUGAGUCAGGAGUGGCUGGCACAGAUACAAAUAAGCUUACUGUUGACAGCAUGACAAGUGCAGAGAAAGAAGCUAAUUGUGACACAGACUGCAAAAAUGAUAAAGGCAUUGUUGAAAGCAGUGUGACCAGUGCAAGUGCUGCAGAUGAGGGUGCUUUAGCUGCACAGACAGGAAAGCAUGAAAGUACCUUGCUUCCCUCAGAUGCUGAGGAAUGUGAGGGUCCCAUGACUAGUGCUAUGGCAGUGCAGGAUAAGACACAGUUUGGUGCUGAAGACAAACAUGAGAAUGCCAUGACUUCCUUUAACAGCAGAGAACUUGAUGCCUCUAUAAGUAGUGCAGUUCCAAAGAAAGAUGAGACUUCUCUUACCCCUGCUGACAGAAAAGUAAAAGUUGAUGUCAUCUCUACCAGCACAGUGGAAGAUGCUCCUUUGCAUUCAGCCGCAGAUGCUGAAGAAAGUCCACUUGCUGUUGCAAGAGUAAAUGAAAGUGGGGAAAGCUCUAUGAUUCUAAUAGACACUGAAGACACAGUGCCUACGCCCAGCACAGCUACAGAGUUUAAGGAGUGUGUGAAUACUUCUACCAGUAAGCAGGAGAAAGAUGAGUGCACUAUGAUCUCCACCAGUAUUGUGGAGGAAUUUGAGGCUCCUAUGUCAAGUGCAGCUAUUGAAUAUGAUGGUCAGCUCCCCUCUGUGAAAACAGAAGAUAUAAAUGAGAAUGCUAUGGUUUCCGUAGAUAUGGAAGUAUAUGAGGUUCCCAUGCCUAGUGAAUCUAACACAGGAGGAGAGGAUAACAGUGAUGAUGGAAGUCACCCAACUGCUAGUGGUAAGGAAGAAAAGGAUGAGUGUGGUAUGAUUUCCACAAGUGUUGUGGAAGAACAAGUAAUUCUUAUGUCAAGUGAAGUUACAGAAGAGGUGAUUCAACAUAUCUCAGACACAGAGUCAAAGAAUGAGACGCUAAUGAUCUCUACAAGUACAGCAGAAUGUUUUGAAACUCCUAUGUCUAGUGUAGCUAUGCAAGAUGAAAACAAACUCUCUGCUUCAGAAACAGAAGGAAGAUACGAAGCUGCUAUGAUCACUACAAGCAUGACAGAAGAAUGCGAGAUAGUCCUGAUCAGUGCAGCACCACAAGCUGAAAGUCAGCUCAUUGUAGCAGGAGAUGAAGGUGCCAUUCUCUCUCCAAGUGCAUCAGAAGAAUGUAGGGUAGUGGAGACCACUGCAACUGUAGAUGAACAGUUUGGACUAACUGCUUUCAAUGCAGAUGGGAAAAGCAAAGGUUCUGUGAUUUUUGUGGGAGAAUGUGGAGCUCCUGUGCUAAGAGUUGCAACUGACAAUGAAGAUCAACACUCUGCUUCAAAUACAGGAGAUAAGGAGGAGGGGGCAGUGAUCACUCUGAGCACAAUGGAAGAAUGUGAUAGUCUCUUCACUUUUACAGUCAUAGAAGAAAGUCAACUUGCUACUGAGAGUACAGAAGUAAAAGACAAAAGAGAAGAAAGUUUUAAUACUGCUGACCAGAUUGAAUGCAUCCUUUCAACUACAGGCCCAGAAAAAAGUGGGAAUUCUUUGAUUGUUACUGGUAGAGAGAAUGAGACACACGAGAGUGGGGUGAGGACAGAAUCAGCAGCAUCUCAGGCCACAGUAGACAAUGAAAUCACAGAAACAGAUGAAAAUGCAGUGAACCUCAUGAGUGUAGAUGAGGCCCUUUGCGUGGAGAUUAGUACAGAGGCUGCUGACAGUCCUUCCCCAGAGGCAGGUGAGGAUGAUGAGCAGGCUGAAGAUGUUUUGCAUGAGGAUGUUGUAUCAGAACUCUCUAGUACGGUUUCAGAAGCCGUGGGAGAGAGUGAAGCUGUAAAGAAUGUAAACUGUAAAUUAAAUUCGAACAUGCCUUUAGAAAGUGACUCUUCUGAAAUAAGGACUCCUCUGCCUAAGACUCAGGUGCUUUCCUUAGCUUCUGCAAAUGAAGUGACUGUAAACACCAACCAUGGUGAAGUAAAAAUAGAAGCAGAACUAGGGGAAAAAAGGGACCUCGCUUUGUUGCAUGUAGAAAAGCUGUGUGACAGUGAUGACAAAACCAACUUGGUCAAAACAGAUGAUACUGGCGCUGAAGUUACUUUUCAGAAAAGUAAUGCAACCUUUAGUUCAGGCAAUAAUGCAGCCUUACCAAAGCUGGCAGAAGAGCUAGAAAGUACCUUGAGAACUGCCAAGUCACAGCAGCCUGGAAUUGCAAGAAGUGAAGAGGAAUGUGUGGACCUUCAGACUAAAGAAUUGCAAAAAGAUAAGCUGCAGAAGAAUAUUCCUUUAGAAAGAGAAACUUCUCAUGUGGAAAACUUGGCUAGCCAGAUAACUGAAGAACAUAGAUCUAGAGGGGUACAAUGUAAGUCUUCAGAAACAACGGAUAAAGAAAAACGCAACCAGGUGAUUGCUCAGGAUGUGCUAAAAGAUGAUGAGCAAAGUCAGUCCAAAAUGAAACCUGGUAACAUCAAGGAAGUUAUUUCAGGUGAUGCAGCAGAAGUGUCCAAAGAAACUGAUGUAACACAAACACCUCCCAGAAGUACUGUGGAAGAAAAAGAUGAAUUUGACAUUGAACAGGAAAUGUCUGAAAAGAAAAAAAGCGCAGUCUGGAAUCAAAUGAAAUUCUCCAGAGGUGAGUGGUCUUAUUCAUGUUACAAAAUAGACACUGAUAUCAGAAAGGAAAAUCAACCCGUAGUAGUGAAACGCAAAAGGGGACGGCCUCGUAAAUAUCUCUUUGAAGCAGUACAACCUGGUGGUGGGGAGUCAAAAGCUGAUAUGAGCACUGGGAAUCUGCAGUCUCCUGCUGUUGCAAGCAGAGGCAAAACACCUCAAACAGGUGCAGACAUAUCUAAUAAGAAAGAAACAACAAAUGAAGACGAAGCUGAGAAAGCAGAAAUGGUUGUGCGUAAAAGGGGAAGAAAGCCCAGGCGCUCUCUGGUUCAAUCAGACGAAACGGAAACACUGGAGCCAGAGAAGAAACGUCGGAAAUUAACAUCUUCUGAAGAUGAACUAAAAGAGCAAGAGGAGGGGGAGGAAGAAGAUGGUGAGGAAGACAAUGAUGCAAAUUCUGGGGCCACAACUAGAUCAGCCACAAGAUUAGAGGCUCAAAGAAAACAGUCCAGCAAGCCAACCACACGUGCAACUUCUAAAGGCAGCAGUCCAAGUUCAGUUUCUCCUAGAAAACGAAAGAAACUAGCAGCUAAAAAAAGAUCUCCAAGUGAUACAAAAAUUAAUAAAUCUCCUCCAUUGACACAGUUAAAGGUGCAGUCAGCCAAGCGUAAAAGGGAGGGCAGCCCAACAGUGGUACGGAGAAAAGGCCAGCAGAAAACAGAGGAGACGCCACUGAAGAAAGCAAAACGAUAAUUACCAGCCAGUACUGUUCUUGGAAGAGUCAAAAGGAAAACAAACAUCUGUGCUUCUAUUUUUUUUAAAGCAAAGGGAUUUGCACGUGCUUGUUUCAGAGCUCUGAGUUAAACAAUGCAGUACUUUUAAGUUACAUUUUAAACAGCUUUAUAAACUAUUGUUUAUACAGAAUAUUAUGUACAUUUAUUUCAGAUGAAAAAUAAGUUUACUUUGUAUCUGAAUGAAAAACAAAGUAGUUAUAUAUUUUAUCACUGACUUGGAAAGUUGGAGUUUCCCAAUGUGACAUGCUAAUGCAGAUGCUUCCAACCCAUAAGGCACCCAUGUGCCGACUAAUACACUUUGUACAUAAACUUGUAAAAAUAGGUUGUAUUUUACUCUGUGUAUGAAUCAAUAAUGGACAUUUUAUUUAUUAUAUGGAAAGCAUUGGUCUGUAAACUUUAGUAUAUACCUUAGGGUUUUUUAAUUAUAUAUUUUACAUUCUAUGCAGAUGUCAGUAGGAAACUUCCCCUCUGCUCCCCCAGGGUGUCUAAAAUCUGAAGUUCUCUAAAAUAUGCUCAGACAGUUGGUAAAAUAUUUUUCUCGCAUGCAUUAAAGUAGUAUAGCAUAGUGAAAGGGACUUGGCUCCUUUCUGUUCACAUUUGUGACGAAGUAUGACAUUUAAAAUGUAAUCUUACUAGAUUAUAUUUUCACUUGUAAAUUUAUUACCAACUUCAAGAAAUAUACAGUACUACGUUAGAUUUAUUCACAGUCAACCAAUACCACCUAAAAUGAAACAGUUUCAUUUUGCAACUAAACACUUGUUCUUUCAGUGUUUAUCUUUUUCAACAAAGAGGGACCCAUCCAAAUCAAAUGUCACUUCUCCUAACUAUAGAGCUUCAGCAUUUUAUGUUACAUUUUAUACACAGGUAUUAAAAAUAGAAGCUGGUAUUAUUGCCAGAAUCUUUUUUUAAUGUAUAUUAACUCUGGUAAGAGCAAAUGUUCAAGUGAAGUUGUAUAUAAAGUUAAACUUUUCUUAUGAUCAAA
Molecule: messenger RNA, 10095 nt
Organism: Catharus ustulatus (Swainson's thrush)
Lineage: Eukaryota; Metazoa; Chordata; Aves; Passeriformes; Turdidae
Gene: BOD1L1
Product: biorientation of chromosomes in cell division 1 like 1
Source: RefSeq, a predicted model, not a curated record